UAAACCCUAAUAAUCCUCCUCUUCUUCUUCUUCGGUCCACCCACCGCCACCCCUAUAAACCCUGAAAUCAGCCUCUGCUGCUGCCGAAGAGGGAAGAGAAGAAGCAGAGAACGAUGGUGUCCGGCUCAGGUAUCUGUGCAAGGCGCGUGGUUGUCGAUGGCCGGAACCACAUGCUCGGCCGCCUGGCCUCCGUCCUGGCCAAGGAGCUGCUCAACGGCCAGAAGGUAGUGGUGGUCCGCUGCGAUGAGAUCUGCCUCUCCGGCGGCCUCGUCAGGCAGAAGAUGAAGUACGCCCGCUUCCUCAGGAAGCGCAUGAACACCAAGCCCUCUCACGGCCCCAUCCACUUCAGGGCCCCCUCUAAGAUCCUCUGGCGUACCAUCCGUGGGAUGAUCCCUCACAAGACUAAGCGUGGAGCUGAAGCCCUUGCCCGCUUGAAGGCAUAUGAGGGUGUUCCACCACCAUAUGACAAAAUGAAGCGGAUGGUCAUCCCCGAUGCUCUCAGGGUUUUGAGGCUCCAAGCUGGACAUAAAUACUGCUUGCUGGGUAAGCUUUCAUCCGAGGUUGGAUGGAAUCAUUAUGACACUAUUAAGGAACUUGAGAGGAAGAGAAAGGAUAAAGCCCAGGUUGCCUAUGAGAGAAAGAAGCAGUUGACGAAGCUGAGGGUUAAGGCCGAGAAGGCUGCCGAGGAGAAGCUUGGUUCCGCGAUGGAAGUCAUUGCUCCUAUCAAGUACUGAUUCAGUGAUGACAGAAGUAAUUGAAGGGAAGAGGAUUGCGUCAUCUCUGAAAUUUUUGUUUUUCAAUUUUGAUUCCCAGCUGUUGGUUUUUGCUUAUUCACACUGAAAGAUUUUUUUAUUUUAACAUUAUAGGGAAGUCAUUUCCUUUUUCAACAUUAUUGAUUUUCUAUUCUAUGCAAGGACCCAGUGCUGCUUUUUCAGUC
Messenger RNA from Punica granatum (pomegranate), 937 nucleotides. NCBI's taxonomy places the organism in Eukaryota, Viridiplantae, Streptophyta, Magnoliopsida, Myrtales, Lythraceae. The record is from RefSeq and is a predicted model, not a curated record.